CAGGGGACUGCGAGCUGGGCCGGCGGAGCAGAGGGUGCGGAAGCCAGAGCAUCCAAGUAGGCUGGCUGGCAGCUGCAAGCGGGACAAGAAGACAUUCCCAACUCAGGGAGACUGAGCUACGGCUCACUUGCUGUACAGAAUGAUAUUCCUCACGGCACUGUCCCUGUUUUGGAUUAUGAUUUCAGCCUCUCGAGGGGGUCACUGGGGUGCCUGGAUGCCCUCGUCGAUCUCAGCAUUUGAGGGCACAUGCGUCUCCAUCCCCUGCCGCUUUGACUUCCCCGAUGAGCUGCGGCCGGCUGUCGUGCAUGGUGUCUGGUACUUCAACAGCCCCUACCCCAAGAACUACCCUCCAGUGGUCUUCAAGUCACGCACACAAGUCGUCCAUGAGAGCUUCCAGGGCCGUAGCCGCCUCCUGGGGGACCUGGGACUGCGCAACUGCACUCUCCUGCUCAGCAACGUCAGCCCCGAGCUGGGUGGCAAGUACUACUUCCGUGGAGACCUGGGUGGCUACAACCAGUACACCUUCUCAGAGCACAGCAUCCUGGACAUCAUCAACACCCCCAACAUCGUGGUUCCCCCGGAGGUGGUGGCGGGCACAGAAGUGGAGGUCAGCUGCAUGGUGCCGGACAACUGCCCAGAGCUGCACCCAGAGCUCAGCUGGCUGGGCCACGAGGGGCUGGGGGCGCCGGCCGUGCUGGGCCGGCUGCGCGAGGACGAGGGGACCUGGGUGCAGGUGUCUCUGCUACACUUCGUGCCCUCUCGGGAGGCCAACGGCCACCGGCUGGGCUGCCAGGCCUCCUUCCCCAACAGCACCCUGCAGUUCGAGGGCUAUGCCAGCCUGGACGUCAAGUACCCCCCGGUGAUUGUGGAGAUGAACUCCUCGGUGGAGGCCAUCGAGGGCUCCCACGUCAGCCUGCUCUGUGGGGCUGACAGCAACCCGCCGCCGCUGCUGACCUGGAUGCGGGACGGGACGGUGCUCCGGGAGGCCGUGGCCGGGAGCCUGUACCUGGAGCUGGAAGAGGUGACCCCCGGGGAGGACGGCGUCUACGCCUGUCUGGCAGAGAACGCCUACGGCCAGGACAACCGCACCGUGGGGCUCAGCGUCAUGUAUGCACCCUGGAAGCCGACGGUGAAUGGGACAGUGGUAGCUGUGGAGGGGGAGACGGUUUCCAUCUUGUGCUCCACACAGAGCAACCCGGACCCUAUUCUCACCAUCUUCAAGGAGAAGCAGAUCCUGGCCACAGUCAUCUACGAGAGUGAGCUUCAGCUGGAGCUGCCAGCAGUCACGCCUGAGGAUGACGGGGAGUACUGGUGCGUGGCUGAGAACCAGUACGGCCAGCGGGCCACUGCCUUCAACCUGUCCGUGGAGUUCGCCCCUGUCAUCCUCCUGGAGUCGCACUGUGCAGCGGCCCGUGACAUGGUGCAGUGCCUGUGUGUGGUGAAAUCCAACCCGGAGCCAUCUGUGGCCUUCGAGCUGCCGUCGCGCAAUGUGACUGUGAACGAGACCGAGCGGGAGUUUGUGUACUCAGAGCGCAGUGGCCUCCUGCUCACCAACAUUCUCACGCUGCGGGGGCAGGCCCAGGCCCCACCCCAGGUCAUCUGUCUGGCGAGGAACCUCUAUGGCACCAAGAGCCUGGAGCUGCCCUUCCAGGGAGCCCCAGCCCUGAGGGCGCCUGGGUCUUCUCCGUCCUCAGACCGACUGAUGUGGGCCAAGAUCGGGCCGGUAGGAGCUGUGGUUGCCUUUGCCAUCCUAAUUGCCAUCGUCUGCUACAUUACCCAGACACGCAGAAAAAAGAACGUGACAGAGAGCCCCAGCUUCUCCGCAGGGGACAACCCCCCCGUCUUGUUCAGCAGUGACUUCCGCAUCUCUGGGGCGCCGGAGAAGUACGAGAGAGAGAGGCGCUUGGGAUCUGAGAGGAGGCUGCUGGGCCUGCGGGGGGAGCCCCCAGAGCUGGACCUGAGCUAUUCCCACUCGGACCUGGGAAAACGACCCACCAAGGACAGCUACACCCUGACGGAGGAGCUGGCUGAAUAUGCUGAAAUCCGCGUCAAGUGAAGGGGCUGGGGGCAGCCCAUGUGGACGACCCCCGCCCCUGGGACCCUUGUGGGCCCCCACUGGCUGUGGGCUCCCUUCCUCCCCAAAGUAGCCGGGGUUGGGGCAGCAAGUGGAUGAGGCACGUGACAGUGAGGUCCUGGGGGCCUGGCCUCCCCCUCCUUCUCAGCUGCUCCCUCCCUGCAGCACCCCCAUUCCCACAUUACAACUCCCCUCUAACCUCCUUUAACCUCAUCUGUCUGGAGGGGAGCUCUGUCUGUCCGUGUUAUUUAUUGCUACCCCCUGCCUUGUCUCCCCACCCUCCACCUGCCCAUCCCCCACCUGGCCCCAGGACCUAUACAAAAGGGACAUGAAAUAAAUGUCUCAAAGCCAAA
Galeopterus variegatus (Sunda flying lemur) is the source of this 2427-nucleotide messenger RNA. It is a transcript of the gene MAG, whose product is annotated as myelin associated glycoprotein. The coding region runs from base 140 to 2056 and encodes 638 amino acids. The record is from RefSeq and is a predicted model, not a curated record. NCBI's taxonomy places the organism in Eukaryota, Metazoa, Chordata, Mammalia, Dermoptera, Cynocephalidae. The transcript has 11 exons.